Molecule: messenger RNA, 1530 nt
Organism: Pochonia chlamydosporia 170
Lineage: Eukaryota; Fungi; Ascomycota; Sordariomycetes; Hypocreales; Clavicipitaceae
Product: exoglucanase 1 precursor
Exons: 3
Coding region: 1-1530 (509 amino acids)
Biological process (GO): carbohydrate metabolic process
Cellular component (GO): extracellular region
Molecular function (GO): cellulose binding; hydrolase activity, hydrolyzing O-glycosyl compounds
Source: RefSeq, a predicted model, not a curated record
AUGUCUCUCCUCGUCACAGCCCUCUCCCUCAUCGCCGCCACCAAGGCCCAACAAGCCUGCACCCUCACCACCGAAACCCACCCCCCCCUCUCCUGGUCCAAAUGCACCUCCUCCGGCUGCACCACCACGCAGGGCUCCGUCGUCGUCGACGCCAACUGGCGCUGGACGCACCUCACAAACUCCACGACGAACUGCUACAGCGGCAACGAAUGGGACACCUCCAUCUGCACCUCCGGCGAGGCCUGCGCCCAGAACUGCUGCCUCGACGGCGCCGACUACGCGGGCACGUACGGCGUCACCACGUCCGGGAACCAGCUGAGCAUCAAGUUUGUCACCAACGGGCCCUACAGCAAGAACAUCGGCAGCCGGCUGUACCUGAUGCAGGACGAGACCAAGUACCAGAUGUUUACGCUGCUGGGCAACGAGUUCACGUUUGAUGUGGACGUGUCCAAGAUUAGCUGUGGGUUGAACGGGGCGCUGUACUUUGUGUCGAUGGACCAGGAUGGCGGACUGGCCAAGUAUAAGGGGAACAAGGCGGGUGCCAAGUAUGGCACGGGGUACUGCGAUAGUCAGUGUCCUCGGGAUGUCAAGUUUAUCAACGGUGUGGCCAACUCUGAAGGAUGGACACCCUCCAAAAACGACGCCAACGCAGGCAUAGGCAACCUCGGCACCUGCUGCGCAGAAAUGGACAUCUGGGAAGCAAACGACAUCUCAACCGCCUUCACCCCCCAUCCCUGCACCAACAGCGCACAGCACUCCUGCUCCGGCGACAACUGCGGCGGCACGUACUCGUCUGACCGAUACGCAGGCGACUGUGACCCCGACGGCUGUGACUUCAACAGCUACCGCCAGGGAAACACCACCUUUUACGGCCCCGGCUCCGGAUUCACCCUCGACACCACCAAGAAGGUCUCUGUCGUCACGCAGUUCAUCAAGGGCUCCGACGGCAAACUCUCCGAGAUUAAGAGAUUCUACGUCCAAAACGGAAAAGUCAUCCCCAACUCGCAGAGCGACAUCUCCGGCGUUUCAGGCAACUCCGUCACACAGGGAUACUGCAACGCCCAGAAGAAGGCCUUUGGCGAUACCGACUCGUUCAACGCCAAGGGUGGUUUGGCCAAGAUGGGAGAUGCGCUUGCCGCACCUAUGGUUCUCGUCAUGAGUCUCUGGGACGAUCACUACGCCAAUAUGCUCUGGCUCGAUUCAACUUAUCCUACCACUUCCACUGGACCCGGUGCCAAGCGCGGCAGCUGUUCCACCUCGUCUGGUGCUCCCUCCGACAUUGAGAACUCCGUCCCCGACUCUACCGUCGUCUUCUCCAACAUCAAGUUCGGUCCCAUCAACUCCACCUUCACCUCCGGAGGCUCUGGUGGCGAUGGUGGUUCCGGUGGUGACGGAGGUAAUGGUGGUGAUAAUGGUGGCACUGCUGCUCAUUAUGCUCAGUGCGGCGGAAUUGGCUUUACUGGUCCUACCAAGUGCGCCUCCGGCUUUACCUGCACCAAGCUGAAUGAUUACUACUCCCAGUGCCUCUGA